Molecule: messenger RNA, 1353 nt
Organism: Camelina sativa (false flax)
Lineage: Eukaryota; Viridiplantae; Streptophyta; Magnoliopsida; Brassicales; Brassicaceae
Source: RefSeq, a predicted model, not a curated record
AUGAGGUUUUCCUACACUCAACUGAUAUAUGGUCUUUGUGAAGCAAAGAGGAUCGAUGAAGCUUUGAGCUUGUUGGUGAAAAUGAAAGAUGACAAUUGUUGUCCUAUUGUUCGUACAUACAAUGUGCUUAUAAAUGCUUUGUGUGGAACAUGGCGUAAAUCAGAAGCGUUGAGUUUGUUUAAGCAAAUGUCAGAAAGUUGCAUUAAGCCUGAUGUGUGUAUGUAUACUGUGCUAAUUCAGAGCUUUUGUAGUGGAGAUAAGCUCGAUGAAGCAAGUGGGUUACUAGAUCAUAUGCUGGAAUUUGGGUUGACGCCAAAUGUUAUUACAUACAAUGCAUUGAUUAAAGGGUUUUGUAAGAAGAAUGUGCACAUAGCAAUGGGACUUCUUAGUAAGAUGCAAGAGCAAAAUUUGGUGCAAGACCUGAUUACUUAUAAUACAUUGAUUGCUGGACAGUGUAGCUCUGGUAAUUUAGACAGUGCAUAUAGAUUGCUUAGUUCGAUGCAAGAAAAAGGAUUGGUUCCAAACCACCAUACAUACAGUAGUUUUAUAGAUUAUCUAUGUAAAAAUGAGUGGAUGGAAGAAGCGCGUGGCCUGUUUGAUUCCCUCACUCGUAAAGGCAUAGACGCAGACGUCGUCAUUUGCGUGCCAGAUUUGUAUACAUAUAAUGCCUUGAUACACGGGUUAUGUGGUAAUGGGAAAUUAAAAGAAGCCUUGUUACUGAAGGUAAAGAUGGAGAAGUUAAGGCUACAACCUACACAAAGUACAUACACGACGUUUAUUGCAAGAAUGCUUAAAGCAGGGGACUUUUCUGAAGCUGAUAAAUGUUUUAAUGUUAUGUUGUCUUCGGGACAAAAGCAUGAUGCUCAGAGUUAUGGAUCAUUUAUCUCGGCGUAUUGUAGUGCUGGGAGAUUGCAAGAAGCUGAAGAGAUGAUGGUGAAAAUAAGGGGAGAGGGUGUUACUCCGGAUGAGUUCACUUAUACCUCAAUGGUUAAUGCUUAUGGAUCUCUAGGGCUAACUUAUUCUGCAUUUGAUGUCCUGAAGCGCAUGUUGGAUACUGGCUGUGAACCUUCUCACCGUACAUAUAUGUCUCUGAUCAAACACUUGUUCAAGAAGAAACGCAUAACAGAGAAGUGUGGUGGAACAGGAAGUUACUUGGAGUCCACGGAUAUUAUGUGGGAGAUGAUGGAGUUUGAUAGCAUUGUCGAACUUUUUGAGAAAAUGGUAGAGCAUGGGUGUAACCCUGAUGCCAAAUGCUAUGAGAAGCUUUUAUUAGGGAUAUGUGAAGUUGGAAAUUUAGAGAUAGCAAAAAGAUUGUUAAAUCGGAUGGAAAGAAUUAGGAAUAUCUCCAAGUGA